Exserohilum turcica Et28A is the source of this 597-nucleotide messenger RNA. RefSeq lists its product as uncharacterized. Gene Ontology annotation, molecular function: protein binding. The transcript is spliced from 3 exons. The record is from RefSeq and is a predicted model, not a curated record. The annotation marks the transcript as partial. NCBI's taxonomy places the organism in Eukaryota, Fungi, Ascomycota, Dothideomycetes, Pleosporales, Pleosporaceae.
AUGGCCGCUAAGAACUUCAUCCGCGAUCUUUCAGGAUAUCUUUUUGCGGGUAACUUGUCGGAUCUCACCUUGACCUUUGGCGAGAAGAGCUGGCAAAUCCACAAAGCUCUCGCGUGCUGUCACUCUAUAUGGUUUCAGAAGGCCAUCACCGCUGGCUUCGAAGAAUCUCAGAGCGGAGUGAUAACCUUGAAUGACGAUUCAGAGUUUGGCAAUGCCAUUGAUUGCAUGGUGUCAUAUUUCUACAAUGCCGGCUACAACGCCUCUCAAUACGACACGUCUGAACCCCUCCUUCAUGCACAAGUCGCUAUUGUUGCUGAUAAGUACGACUGCGCAUCGCUCUACAAGCUUGCAAGAGCUUCGUUCGCAAAUGCGGUAAACACGAUCGAGAAGCAUGACUGGAUUACUCUUGCUACCUUUGUCUACGACCAUACGAUGAUAGACUGGCUGCCUCAUCAGAAUUUGCGGGAUUUGAUCGUCGCUGCCGUUGCAAAUCGUCCCAGUGUGUUGAAAUCGAUUCUUGAAAUGGAAAACACGCCAGGACUCCUGCGUUCAACUUUGGAUCUAGCAACUGAUCUUCUACUUAGUAAGCCGAAUAUU